This is a messenger RNA of Drosophila elegans, 1700 nucleotides long. RefSeq names its product ATP synthase subunit beta, mitochondrial (gene ATPsynbeta). The record is from RefSeq and is a predicted model, not a curated record. Gene Ontology annotation, biological process: proton transmembrane transport; proton motive force-driven mitochondrial ATP synthesis. Gene Ontology annotation, molecular function: ATP hydrolysis activity; proton-transporting ATP synthase activity, rotational mechanism; ATP binding. The transcript has 3 exons. NCBI's taxonomy places the organism in Eukaryota, Metazoa, Arthropoda, Insecta, Diptera, Drosophilidae. The coding region runs from base 43 to 1560 and encodes 505 amino acids.
AUUUGGUACACAUACUCCCACGACUAAGUUAGUCCGAGAAAAAUGUUUGCCUUACGUGCUGCCUCCAAAGCUGAUAAGAAUUUGCUGCCAUUUUUGGGGCAAUUGUCUCGUGGCCAUGCUGCCAAGGCUGCUAAGGCUGCGGCCGCCGCCAACGGAAAGAUUGUGGCCGUAAUUGGUGCUGUCGUCGACGUGCAGUUUGAAGAUAACUUGCCGCCGAUCCUGAACGCUCUGGAAGUCGACAACCGGUCUCCACGGCUUGUGCUGGAAGUGGCCCAGCACUUGGGUGAGAACACCGUGCGCACCAUUGCUAUGGACGGUACUGAGGGCUUGGUUCGCGGACAGAAGGUUCUCGACACUGGGUACCCCAUCCGUAUUCCAGUUGGUGCCGAAACCUUGGGGCGCAUUAUUAACGUUAUUGGCGAGCCCAUCGAUGAGCGCGGGCCAAUUGAUACCGAUAAAACGGCUGCCAUUCACGCUGAGGCUCCUGAAUUCGUUGAGAUGUCCGUGGAGCAGGAGAUUCUUGUCACUGGAAUCAAAGUCGUCGACCUCCUGGCUCCCUAUGCCAAGGGUGGUAAAAUUGGCUUGUUCGGCGGUGCCGGCGUCGGCAAAACUGUGUUGAUUAUGGAGCUGAUUAAUAACGUGGCUAAGGCUCACGGUGGAUACUCUGUUUUCGCGGGAGUCGGCGAGCGCACCCGCGAGGGAAACGACUUGUACAAUGAGAUGAUUGAGGGUGGUGUGAUUUCGCUUAAAGACAAAACGUCCAAGGUAGCUCUGGUCUACGGCCAGAUGAACGAGCCCCCAGGUGCUCGUGCCCGUGUUGCCCUGACUGGACUGACCGUUGCCGAGUAUUUCCGUGAUCAGGAAGGACAGGAUGUCUUGCUUUUCAUUGACAACAUUUUCCGAUUCACUCAGGCUGGCUCAGAGGUGUCCGCGUUGUUGGGCCGUAUUCCCUCCGCUGUCGGUUACCAACCAACUUUGGCCACUGACAUGGGUUCUAUGCAGGAACGUAUUACCACAACCAAAAAGGGAUCGAUUACCUCGGUCCAGGCUAUCUAUGUGCCCGCUGAUGAUUUGACAGAUCCUGCUCCAGCCACAACUUUCGCUCACUUGGACGCAACCACUGUAUUGUCGCGUGCGAUUGCCGAACUGGGAAUUUACCCCGCAGUGGAUCCCCUGGAUUCCACUUCUCGAAUCAUGGACCCUAACAUCAUCGGACAGGAGCACUACAACGUUGCUCGUGGUGUGCAGAAAAUCCUGCAGGAUUACAAGUCCCUUCAGGAUAUCAUUGCCAUUCUGGGCAUGGAUGAGUUGUCGGAGGAAGAUAAGCUCACCGUUGCACGCGCUCGCAAGAUUCAGCGUUUCUUGUCGCAGCCAUUCCAAGUUGCUGAAGUCUUCACUGGGCAUGCUGGUAAACUCGUUCCGCUCGAACAAACCAUUAAGGGUUUCCAACAGAUUCUGUCUGGGGAGUAUGACCAUCUGCCUGAAGUUGCUUUCUACAUGGUCGGCCCAAUUGAAGAAGUGGUCGAAAAGGCUGACCGUCUAGCAAAGGAAGCUGCCUAAGUAAUUACCCCGGCAAAUCUUCAAAGUGGUAUUACCAGUUAAUAAUCAAUUUAAUAUUCAUUGAAUUGUAAUUUACUCUGUAACAUCAAUUUGGAAUUUAAUACACGAGAAGAACUCAAUAAAACCUAUUUAAACCUUAA